Sycon ciliatum is the source of this 3026-nucleotide messenger RNA. RefSeq names its product peroxisomal acyl-coenzyme A oxidase 1-like. Lineage: Eukaryota; Metazoa; Porifera; Calcarea; Leucosolenida; Sycettidae. The record is from RefSeq and is a predicted model, not a curated record. Bases 292 to 2280 code for a protein of 662 amino acids. Gene Ontology annotation, biological process: fatty acid beta-oxidation using acyl-CoA oxidase; lipid homeostasis. Gene Ontology annotation, molecular function: acyl-CoA oxidase activity; fatty acid binding; FAD binding. Gene Ontology annotation, cellular component: peroxisome. The transcript is spliced from 18 exons.
CCAACUCAAGUCGUCAAGAACGAGAAGACGAAGGUCACGACCAAUUUCUGACUUGAAACUGGUCCAGGGAUGAACUCUAGAGUGAUCAAUAUCAUUUGAAAUUUCAUUGGGUUGAUCAGUGCUGCUCUCCUGCAUUUAGUUCCAUUAUUUACACAACGAAACCAAUGUAACUCCUUUUAUAGUAUUGGGCUCACAGUUUCUUCCUCGUUUCCCAGGGAGGUCAGGAUUUUGCUGAAGUUUAGUUGAAGCCUGAGGUUACGACGUGAAAAGUCUUGCUCACAGAGGCUGAGCAUGGCGUCACGCCAAUCGCAGCUCCUUCAAGCUGAACGAAAGAAGGCCACUUUUGAUGUGGAUGAACUGUCUCAUGUUCUCUAUGGUGGAGAGGAGCAGUUCCAAAGACGUAAAAAGAUCGAAAACAUCAUCUAUGACGACCCCGUACUGUGCCGAGAUGACAUCUGCUUUUUAUCUCGCCCUGAGGAAUACAAGCGCGGUCUUCAGCGUUCCAAGCGUGCCGUGGAGCUGCACCGGGAACUCGGACUCGAGAGGGGCACGUUUGAAUCUCUUAUAUUCUGGCACGCCGUGGACGAUGAAUCCCUGCCCAUUGGCCUUCACUUGUCAAUGUUCAGCCAUGUAAUCAGGAGUCAGGCCACUGAGGAGCAGAUGGCCAAGUGGUUGCCCCUAGUCAAGAACUUCUCCAUCAUUGGCUGCUACGCUCAGACGGAACUCGGGCACGGUUCAUUUGUACGAGGACUAGAAACGCGAGUAGAGUACGACCGGAGUCGCCAGGAGUUCAUCCUGGACACGCCGACUGUGACGUCAAUGAAGUGGUGGCCAGGAGGGUUGGGAAAAACAGCUACCCACGCGCUCGUAGUUGGACGCCUGUUCAUCGACGGCAAGGAGCUCGGUGUGCACAUGUUUCUGGUGCCGCUGCGUGACUUGACCACUCACGUUCCCCUACCCGGCAUUUCGGUUGGUGAUAUCGGACCCAAGCUGGGAUACGAAUCACAGGACAACGGUUUCCUGGGUCUCGAUAAAGUGCGUGUUCCGCGCGAGAACAUGAUGAUGAAGUAUGCAGAGGUGACUCCAGACGGCAAGUAUGUGCCUCGCACCAAGGAGAGCAAGAUGUCCUACGGAACCAUGCUGUUCAUCCGUGCUCACAUGGUCCUUAGUACUGGUAUUCAGUUGUCCAAGGCAGCGACCAUAGCCACUCGCUACAGUGCCGUGCGCGAGCAAGGGCACAUUGAUCCAAAGCAACCCGAGGUAGCCGUGCUAGACUAUGUGUCCCAGCAGCACAGUCUCAUGCCCCUGGUUGCUACAUCACUGGCCUACUUCAUCUGCGGACGCUGGCUAACCAAUAUCUACUUUGGUCACCAGCCGGAGAAUGCUGAAGAACUACAGGAGUUACACGCUAUGAGUGCAUGCUUGAAAGCAACAAGCACGGCUACAAGUUCACUUGGAGUGGAGACCUGUCGGCGACGCUGUGGUGGACACGGCUAUUCCGUUUUCAGUGGAAUACCGUUGAUCUAUAAAUGGGGUACGGCGGGUCAGACAUACGAGGGUGAGAACAUGGUCAUGUGGCUACAGACAGCACGGUUCCUGGUGAAGUGCAUCAAGCGUGUUCAGUACGGCGAGAAGCUAACCGGCAGCUCACAGUACCUGUCUCGCUGGCUACGGGCCGCGCCGAGCACAGCACCAAUCCUGCACAAUGCCGAAGCUCUGUCCAAUCCAGCGGAGCUCCUGAAGGUCUUUGAAUGCGCGGCAGCACGGCUUGUGGCUCUGGCGGGUCAGCAGCUGGAUACAUUCUCACGGCAGGAAGGCCUGAGCAAGGAGCAUGCCUGGAACAGAGCAUCGCCCUGGCUUGUGCGCGCCUCAAAGGCUCAUGCGGAACUUCUCAUCUACCAGCACUUUGCCGAGGUUCUGGACGACGAGAUGAGCUCGGAGCUGCGUGCAGUCCUUCAGUCGUGCGUGCUUCUGUACGGCCUGCAUCGCAUCGAAGAGCAUUCCAUCUUCUUCCUUGAGACUGGAACUCUCAGCACAACUGACAUGCAAGCUGUUCAUGACCACGUGGGCAAGCACCUGCAAAUCCUGCGGCCAAAUGCGGUUAGUCUGGUGGAUGCGUUCUGCCACCAUGACAUGAGCUUGCUGUCAGCACUGGGUGCAAACGAUGGAGACGUGUAUCAGCGUCUGUAUGACAUGGCGCGGAAAGCGCCGUUGAACAAGACACAGGUUGCCGAUGGUAUUCACCAGUAUCUCAAGCCCGUUAUGAAAGCAAAGAUCUGAGCUUAUCAGAGUUAUUUUCCAGUUGAAAAUCAAGUUCAUCGUCGUGAAGGAGGGUGGAAACUGAACCAGUCUGGUUGAUUUCUCUUGCGGAAAGCUUGCUGGCAAGUGCUUUCCCUGCUGUUUUCUGUGUGUUGGUUAGUGCUGUCGGAUCUGUGCCCUUAGCUACCACCCUGGGUGUUUGGAGUCAUGGGCAGAUUCUCUUCUUCUGUUCUGGUUUUCUGCUGCUGCUGCUGCUGCUCUCUCUCUCUCUCUCUCUCUCUCUCUCUCUCUCUCUCUCUCUCUCUCUCUCUCUCUCUCUCUCUCUCUCUCUCUCAUCCCCCAUCUGCCUUGCUGUAUGUGGUACAGUAUUUCCAUGUACAGAGUAGACUGUCCAAUGAUGGUGUCUGUAGGGUAGUACGUUUCACCGAUCUUUGUCGUCAUUUUCUAUUUUACGCAGACACAUAAUGAGAGAUAUUACACUCCCCAAUGCCAGGAUGUACCCACACUCUAGCACUGACCUUGUGUGGAUGCUCCCAAGUUAGCUGACGAUUACCAGCAGAUUAGAGUAUCAAUUGAAUGUUGUCCUUGUCCCGACUUUGCUCACAAUCCGUGUCCCUGAACUCGUACGAGGGAUGCAUUGCGUUAGAGGCCACGUCUAUCUUUUUAUAUUUUAUUUCUACUUUAAAUUAAUAGGUGAAGAUUCGUAGCUUCAUAGGCAAUUUCUCCGCAUUUUACCAAUAUUCUUUCUCAUCUGGACAGUGUUCUGA